AGAGAUAACAAUACUUAUCUUGGCUUAUAAUUUUUGGAAAACAAAUCUCCCAAACAGUCACAGGUUCCGGUCGGUCUGGGGUGUUUUCAACUAAAUAAUUGGCAAUUUGGCAAAAAGAGCAUAUUAGUUAAUAAAAACCGACCAUCACAGUCAUACAUUAUUAGUUGCGACGAAUAUCAGCACGAAAAAUUAUAAUUUGAGGCGCUAAAAUGUUAAAAACGAAGUUACUGAAGUUUGCCAACACUUCGCAAAAGAUUUUGAUGUCAACGGGCAGUGAAAAUGUGAUCAGCCAGAAAAAACUUGAUCAUUACAAGAACUUAAACGCUUUGGAAAAUAGCGAUGUCAUGCCUGAAGGGUGGGACAAAGCUAAACCUUUCGAAAGUCUCCCUGGGCCUAAACCCAUACCAUUUUUUGGGAACAUAUGGCGAUUUUUGGUUCCGAAAAUUGGAGAUUUUUACGGAAUCGAUUUUUUGGACUUGCACAAAAUUUUUUACGAACAGUAUGGAGAUAUUUCGAUUCUUAAAGGCAUGAUUAACGACCCGAUUGUGGUGAUAUUUAACCCAAAAGACUACGAAACGUUGUUCAGAAAUGAAGGCAUUUGGCCGAUCAGAAAAGGCCUUCAGUCUUUUAACGAGUAUCGCAAAUCGAGGAAAGACAUCUUCGUGAACGCAGGAUUACUUCUCGAAGAAGGAGAAAACUGGUUCAAGAUAAGAUCAGUAGUUAAUCCGAUUUUGAUGCAGCCGAGAAAUAUCUCCCAGUACACGGACAAAAUGAAUUCAGUCGCUGACGAACUUGUUAACAAUAUUACAAAUUUGUUGGAAGAGAGCGAAAACGGGGAAAUGCCGGAAAAUUUCCACAAUGAACUGUACAAAUGGUCUCUGGAGUCGGUCGGGCUUGUAACCUUAGACACACACUUAGGGUGUUUGAAGAAUGACUUGGACGAAGACUCAGAACCGCAAAAACUGAUACGGAGCACUUUGGAAAUGUUCAAAUUGAUGCACAAACUCGAUGUCUUGCCUUCAUUUCACAAUUACGUCAGUACGCCGUCUUGGAGGAAAUUCGUCCAAGUGAUGGACUUUAUAGUCGAGACAAAUAUGAAAUAUGUAAACCAAGUUUUAGACAAAUUAGAAAAAGGCGAAACUACAAGUACCGAGAUACCGAGUGUUUUGGAAAAGUUGCUAAAAGUUGACCGCAACAUCGCCGUGACCAUGUCCAUAGACAUGAUGAUCGCAGGAAUAGACACGACCGGUCGAAUUUUAGGAGCGGCUUUGUAUUUCUUGGGCAAAAACCACGAAGCUCAGGAAAAACUACGGUCCGAAGCCAUUUCGCUGCUUCAAACUAAAGAUCAGGCGGUAACGAGCGAGGUUUUAAAAAAGGCUCCUUACCUCAAAGCUGUGAUUAAAGAAACGACGCGUUUGGCGCCUAUCGGAAUUGGAAAUUUGCGAACGACUGUUAAAAAUUUAGUUUUGGGGGGAUAUCAGAUUCCAAAGGGGACCGAUGUGGUUACAAGUAAUUUAGUUUUGUGCACAAACGACGAGUAUUUUUCGAGGGCUAAGGAGUUUAUCCCCGAGCGAUGGCUUUCCACGACUUCGGGAGAGUUGUCGAAGAAAAACACAAAUCCGUUUAUUUUUGCUCCGUUUGGUUACGGGCCAAGGAGUUGUGUGGGGAAAAGACUGGCUAGUUUGGAGCUAGAAGUGGCGCUUCUCAAAAUUAUAAGAAACUUUGAGUUGGAUUGGCCACAUGAAGAUAUGGUUUUUAAAACCAAAAUGUUGUACGGGAUGACGGAGCCUUUGAAAAUUCAUGUCAGGUCUGUCUAAUGAAAAACACCAAACAAACAAAUAAUUCUUUGGUGACACUUUAUUAACGCAUUUAAGAAUUACAAAUACAAAAUUAACUAAUAAAUGUGGUUUGAAUUAA
Tribolium castaneum (red flour beetle) is the source of this 1917-nucleotide messenger RNA. Its product is annotated as cytochrome P450 12H1. Gene Ontology annotation, molecular function: oxidoreductase activity, acting on paired donors, with incorporation or reduction of molecular oxygen; monooxygenase activity; iron ion binding. NCBI's taxonomy places the organism in Eukaryota, Metazoa, Arthropoda, Insecta, Coleoptera, Tenebrionidae. Bases 210 to 1817 code for a protein of 535 amino acids. The transcript has 10 exons. The record is from RefSeq and is a predicted model, not a curated record.